CAUACAUGUGAGAUUUGUAAACUUCACCGAAGUUCACGGCCGUGAAAAUUGUGCUAUUGAUUGUUUACGCAUAGGUAACACGCACUUGCCAUAGACGCGUACUUGUACUUAAUAUCUUACCACCAAAGACAGAUUUACCGAGGAGGAUAAUGGAGCCAACUUUGAAACCAGCCAGCAACUUUAAUGCUGAAAACGAUGCUAACGUCCUGAGGAAAGCGAUGAAGGGGUUGGGCACUGAUGAGAAAGCUAUCAUUGAUGUCCUUGCCCAUCGAUCAUGUUCACAACGCCAGGAAAUCAAAGCCUUGUACAAAACUAUGUUUGGAAAGGAUCUAGUGAAGGACCUCAAGAGUGAAUUAGGCGGGAAGUUUGAGGACGUCAUUGUGGGUCUCAUGAUGACGGAGGCUGAGUACGACGCAAGCGAACUCAAGAGAGCCAUGAAGGGACUUGGAACAGACGAGGAUGCCAUGAUCGAGAUUUUGUGUAGCCGCACCAACCAACAGAUCAAGGACAUUAAAGAUGCAUACAAACGAUUGUUUAAGGCAACUUUGGAAAAAGAUAUUGAAAGUGAUACAUCCGGGCAUUUCAAGCGACUGAUGGUUUCGUUAGCCAGUGGAGGGAGGAUGGAAAACCAACCUGUAGACAUGACGAAAGCUCAAGAAGACGCACAGAGACUUUACGCAGCUGGGGAGAAAAAACUAGGGACAGAUGAGUCUACAUUCAAUUCACUGUUGGCUUCCCAGAGUUACGAACAACUAAGAGCUGUGUUUGAUGCAUAUCAAAAAAUCUCUGGAAAAGACAUAGAGCAAGUCAUCAAGAGUGAAAUGUCUGGAAAUCUGGAGAUAGGAAUGGUGGCUAUUGUUCGAGUAGUAAGAAACAGACCAGGAUACUUUGCAAAGAAACUCUACCAUUCAAUGAAGGGAUUGGGAACAGAUGACAAAACUCUGAUCAGAGUCAUUAUAACCAGGGCAGAAGUUGAUAUGGUUCAGGUCAAACAGGAGUUCCAGAAAGAGUUUGGCAAGUCCCUGGAAGACUUCAUCAAGGACGACACUUCUGGGGAUUACAGGAAGGUACUUCUGGCCUUGGUGUCAUAAGGAGGACAGAGAGAGGAAGAUGAGUCAGAGGAUCACUUAGGAGUAAUUGCUUUACUGAGGGCAUCGUAUGUGGAUGUAUACGGGCACCCCACUUUGAAACCAGCCAGCAACUUUAAUGCUGAAAACGAUGCUAACGUCCUGAGGAAAGCGAUGAAGGGGUUGGGCACUGAUGAGAAAGCUAUCAUUGAUGUCCUUGCCCAUCGAUCAUGUUCACAACGCCAGGAAAUCAAAGCCUUGUACAAAACUAUGUUUGGAAAGGAUCUAGUGAAGGACCUCAAGAGUGAAUUAGGCGGGAAGUUUGAGGACGUCAUUGUGGGUCUCAUGAUGACGGAGGCUGAGUACGACGCAAGCGAACUCAAGAGAGCCAUGAAGGGACUUGGAACAGACGAGGAUGCCAUGAUCGAGAUUUUAUGUAGCCGCACCAACCAACAGAUCAAGGACAUUAAAGAUGCAUACAAACGAUUGUUUAAGGCAACUUUGGAAAAAGAUAUUGAAAGUGAUACAUCCGGGCAUUUCAAGCGACUGAUGGUUUCGUUAGCCAGUGGAGGGAGGAUGGAAAACCAACCUGUAGACAUGACGAAAGCUCAAGAAGACGCACAGAGACUUUACGCAGCUGGGGAGAAAAAACUAGGGACAGAUGAGUCUACAUUCAAUUCACUGUUGGCUUCCCAGAGUUACGAACAACUAAGAGCUGUGUUUGAUGCAUAUCAAAAAAUCUCUGGAAAAGACAUAGAGCAAGUCAUCAAGAGUGAAAUGUCUGGAAAUCUGGAGAUAGGAAUGGUGGCUAUUGUUCGAGUAGUAAGAAACAGACCAGGAUACUUUGCAAAGAAACUCUACCAUUCAAUGAAGGGAUUGGGAACAGAUGACAAAACUCUGAUCAGAGUCAUUAUAACCAGGGCAGAAGUUGAUAUGGUUCAGGUCAAACAGGAGUUCCAGAAAGAGUUUGGCAAGUCCCUGGAAGACUUCAUCAAGGACGACACUUCUGGGGAUUACAGGAAGGUACUUCUGGCCUUGGUGUCAUAAGGAGGCCAGUGA
Messenger RNA from Magallana angulata, 2126 nucleotides. RefSeq names its product annexin A6-like. Lineage: Eukaryota; Metazoa; Mollusca; Bivalvia; Ostreida; Ostreidae. The transcript has 23 exons. Gene Ontology annotation, molecular function: calcium ion binding; calcium-dependent phospholipid binding. The record is from RefSeq and is a predicted model, not a curated record. Gene Ontology annotation, cellular component: cytoplasm.